GCUGCUGGGAAAUGGUGUGUAUGUGGUUGUGUUCAUACAGGUGGACAGAAAGACUAGGUGAGGUGAGGUGGUGGUGGGGCAGUGAGAGGAUAAAAGGAGAGUGCUGCAUAGCGACACUUCACUGACAGCGGACCAGGAUCAGGUAGGAGGAUGAGGAAGACUCUGCUGUGGCUGCUGGCCUCUCUGGCCUUCGUCUCCCUGACUUCUCUUGCUGAUGGAGCUCCAAUCGAGGUGAUGUCUGCCCCCAACUUGUUGAGGGUAGGAACAGCAGAAAACGUUUUUGUGGAGUGUCAAGACUGCACAGGUGCAGACAAAAGUGUGAUAAUCAGUGUGUGGAACCAUCCAACCAAAACCAAAAGGCUGGCAACUGCAUCUGUGACACUUACCAGUACAGAUGACUUCCAGGCGCUGGUACAGAUAAUGAUCCCUGCUGGAGACUUCAGUAAGGAUCCCAGCAUCAAGCAGUAUGUGUAUCUGCAAGCUCAGUUCCCUGACCGACUGCUUGAGAAGGUUGUCAUGGUCUCCUUUCAGUCUGGGUAUAUCUUCAUCCAAACUGACAAGACCCUCUACACCCCCAACAGCAGAGUUCAUUACAGGAUGUUUGCUGUGACACCCCGUAUGGAGCCUGUGGAGAGGGAUGAUGCCAACCAAAUGGAUGUGUCUAUUGCCAUUGAGUUUGUGACCCCUGAAGGCAUCAUCUUAGCACUUGAUCUAGUCUCUUUGAAAUCAGGGAUCCACUCUGGAAAUUACCAACUCGCUGAAAUCGUCAGUAUCGGACAGUGGAAGAUCCGCGCAAAGUUCCACAGCAACCCACAGCAGAGCUUUAGUGCAGAGUUUGAGGUCAAAGAAUAUGUGCUUCCCAGUUUUGAGGUUAAACUGAAUCCUACGAGCUCUUUCUUCUACGUGAACGACCAGGAGCUCACAGUCCACAUUAAAGCCACGUAUUUGUUUGGUCAAGAGGUGAAUGGGGUGGCCUACGUUGUGUUUGGGGUCAUAAAUGAUGGUCACAAGAAGAGCUUUCCAAGUUCUCUUCAGAGAGUGCAGAUUGAAGAAGGUGUUGGAGCUGUCACGCUGAAGAGAGAGCACAUCACAACGACCUUCCCAAACAUUGAAGACCUGGUGACGAAAUCCAUAUAUGUAGCUGUCAGUGUGCUAACGGAGAACGGUGGUGAAAUGGUGGAGUCAGAGUUGAGAAAUAUUCAGAUUGUUAAAUCUCCUUACACCAUCCACUUCAAGAAAACUCCAAAAUAUUUCAAACCAGGAAUGACCUUCGAUGUUGUGGUCGAAGUUGUGAAUCCUGACAACACUCCGGCACCAGGUGUUGCUGUUGUGGUUAAACCAGGCAGUAUGAAUGGCAUCACCGCAGAAAAUGGCAUGGCAAGGCUAACCAUCAAUACAGGAGGGAACCCACAACUACUGACGAUCACUGCAAAGACGAAUGAUCCUCGUAUUUCAUCGACAAGACAAGCAUCAGCCACCAUGACAGCUCUCCCAUAUAUUACCCAAAGCAACAACUAUAUCCACAUAAGUGUGGAUUCAGCUGAUGUACGAUUAGGAAAUAACCUGAAAAUCAGCCUCAACCUCGAAAGGCAGGAAAGUCAUAACACUGACAUCACAUACCUGAUCAUGAGCAGAGGUCAGCUGGUGCAAAAAGGCAGAUAUAACACAAAAGUUGAACGACUGAUUUCCCUGAUGGUUCUCAUUACCAAAGACAUGCUGCCAUCAUUCCGCAUCAUAGCCUAUUACCACACAAAUGGGAAUGAAGUGGUAUCAGACUCUGUUUGGGUGGAUGUAAAAGACUCCUGCAUGGGCUCGCUGAAGCUAGAACCAUUGAGAUCCGCUCCAUCCUAUGAGCCUGGCAAGAUGUUUGGUCUGAAGGUUACAGGAGACCCAGGGGCCAUGGUGGGACUGGUGGCAGUGGACAAAGGCGUCUAUGUCCUUAACAACAAGCACCGCCUCACACAGAAAAAGGUGUGGGACAUUGUAGAGAAGUACGACACAGGUUGCACACCAGGUGGAGGGAAGAACGGUAUGAGUGUGUUCUUCGACGCUGGGCUGCUGUUUGAGUCCAACACGGCUUCUGGGACUGCCUACAGACAAGAAUUGAAAUGUCCGGCACCGAGCAGGAGGAAACGAGCCACCACAUUCAUGGAUGUCAGAACCAGCUUACUGAGUAACUAUAAAGAAAAACUGCAACGGGACUGUUGUUUGGAUGGCAUGAGGGACACCCUCCUCUCUUACACCUGUGAAAGGCGUGUAGAGUACAUUGUUGAUGGUGAAGCCUGUGCAGCAGCCUUCCUGCACUGCUGCAAGGACAUGGAAAACCAGCGAGCUGACAGCAAGGUGGAGAGCCUUCAACUGGCUCGCAGUGAGGAGGAUGACAGUUACAUUGACAGCAAUGAAAUUACUUCUCGCACCAAGUUCCCUGAAAGUUGGCUGUGGUCAGAUAUCACACUUCCUAAUUGCACUGGACGAGACGAAUGUGAAACCACAUCAAUGACUAAAAAUGUUCCACUGCAAGACUCAAUCACCACCUGGCAGUUCACUGGCAUUAGUCUGUCAACUACUCACGGAAUCUGUGUUGGUGAUUCGUUAGAGGUGAUUGUCCAGAAGAAAUUCUUCAUUGAUCUCAGGCUGCCAUACUCUGCUGUCCGGGGAGAGCAGCUGGAAGUUAAGGCAAUCCUGCACAACUACAGCGACGAUCCUGCAACUGUGCGGGUUGAUCUGAUUGAGGAGGAUAAUGUGUGCAGUUCGGCUUCAAAGCGUGGAAAGUAUCGCCAGGAGGUCCGAAUUGGGGCUCAAACUACCCGAUCUGUGCCCUUCAUCAUCAUUCCCAUGAAAGAAGGAGAAUUCCGCAUUGAGGUCAAAGCUGCUGUUAAAGAUUCAUGGCUUAAUGAUGGAAUUAUGAAGAUGCUGCGGGUGGUGCCUCAAGGUGUACUAGUAAAAGAUCCUAAGAUUGUAAUUCUAGACCCCUCUAAUAAAGGUGUAGAUGGUGAACAAGUAGUAAUUAUCAACAGUGGAAUUGCCAAAAAAGAUUUGGUUCCAAACGCACCAACAAGCACACAGAUCUCUGUGACAGGGAGAGAACAAGUGUCUGCCCUCGUGGAGAACGCUGUUAGCGGGAACUCUAUGGGUACUCUAAUCAAACAGCCCGGUGGCUGUGGAGAGCAGAACAUGAUCAGCAUGACCCUACCUCUCAUUGCAGCCACAUAUUUGGACAAAACCAACCAGUGGGAAGCUGUGGGCUUUCAUAAACGUAAUGAAGCCCUCCAACACAUCAAGACUGGCUACAACACAGAGCUUACCUACCGGAAAACAGAUGGGUCUUUUGCUGUGUUUCCAUAUCACCCAAGUAGCUCCUGGUUGACAGCCUAUGUUGCCAAGGUGUUUGCCAUGGCACACAAUCUGGUGGCAGUGCAAAGACCACACAUCUGUGAGGCCAUCAAGUUUCUGAUUCUCAACGCACAGCAACCUGAUGGCUUAUUUAGAGAAGUUGGAAAGGUGAUCCAUGGAGAGAUGAUGGGUGAUGUGCGUGGCUCAGAUUCAGAGGCCUCCAUGACGGCCUUCUGCCUCAUUGCUAUGCAGGAGUCACGAACGCUAUGUGCUGCCAGUAUUAGUAGUCUACCCCGCAGUAUAGUCAAAGCGGUGGCCUAUCUGGAAAGGCGUCUGCCCAGACUCACCAACCCAUAUGCUGUUGCCAUGACAUCAUAUGCCAUGGCCAAUGAAAACAAAAUGAACCGCGAGAUCCUCUACAAGUUUGCUUCCCCAGAGUUGAACCACUGGCCGACUCAGGGAGGUAUCUACACACUGGAGGCUACGGCGUACGCUCUUCUCGCUCUGGUCAAGGCCGAGGCUUUUGAAGAUGCCAGACCUGUUGUGAGAUGGUUCAACGAACAGCAGAAAGUUGGCGGAGGCUAUGGAUCGACUCAGGCCACCAUUAUGGUGUACCAGGCUAUAUCAGAGUACUGGUCCAGUGCUAAAGAACCAGAGUACGAUCUGAACGUGGAUAUUUUGUUGCCGGGCAGGGCAAAGCCUGAUAAGUACAACUUCAACAGGGAUAACCACUAUGCCACAAGGACAUCUAAAAUCAAAGCUAUAAACCAGAAUGUGACAGUGACUACCAGGGGUUCAGGAGAAGCAACAGUGACAAUGGUGUCGCUGUACUACGCUCUGCCUAAACAAAAGGAAAGUGAUUGUCAGAAGUUUAACCUGUCAGUGCAGCUCAUCCCAGAAAAAAUUGAUGAGGACGAGAAGAUCUACAAGCUGAGGAUAGAAGUGUUGUAUAAGGACAAGGAAAGAGAUGCAGCAAUGUCAAUUUUGGAUAUUGGCUUGCUAACCGGCUUCACCGCUAACACAAAGGACUUGGACUCAUUGUCCACAGGACAUGGGCGCACCAUUGCAAAAUAUGAGAUGAACAAAGUCCUGUCAGAAAGAGGCUCACUCAUCCUCUACCUGGAAAAGGUUUCUCACACACGACCAGAAGAAAUCAUUUUUAGGGUUCAUCAGACAAUGAAAGUGGGCGUCUUACAACCAGCGGCUGUAUCUGUCUAUGAAUACUAUGAGCAAACACAUUGUGUGCAGUUCUACCAUCCAGAGAGGAAAGGUGGACAGCUACUGCGGCUCUGCAGAGGUGAUGAGUGCACAUGUGCUGAAGAGAACUGCAGUAUGCAGAACAAGGAGAAAAUCAGCAAUGAGCAGCGCACAGAUAAGGCUUGUGAGAGUACACCAACCAGCAAAAUAGAUUUUGUGUACAAAAUGAAACUGGAAGUGUUUGAAGAUGAUUUGUCCACAGACAUUUACACAAUGCGUGUUCUGGCUGUCAUCAAAGAAGGAACGUUUGAUGUGGGUUCCCUGAAUAACCUUCGCACAUUCCUCAGUAAUCCGCACUGCAGGGAGUCUUUAGAUUUGGUUGUUGGCAAAACGUACCUUAUCAUGGGAACAUCAGAUGAUAUUCACAGAGAUGAGGCACAUCAAACGUAUCAGUAUGUACUUGGAGAAAGAACCUGGAUCGAGUACUGGCCCACAGAAGCUGAGUGUCAAGCUGAUGAACACAGACCUACCUGUUUGGGCAUGGAGGAGAUGGUCCAGACGUACCAACUCUUUGGAUGUCAGCAGUAGUGAAACUCAAGAAAAUUAUUGUUUUUGUAAUUGUUUAUAUUUGGACAUUAUUCCCAUCUUGUACGACUUUCACUGCUAUAAGAUUUAUGGGCUUACAAUGUUGCAGUGUAUUGAUUACAAUUAAAUGAUCUCAAUCUCA
Messenger RNA from Gymnodraco acuticeps, 5257 nucleotides. Its product is annotated as complement C3-like. Gene Ontology annotation, cellular component: extracellular region. The transcript is spliced from 43 exons. Gene Ontology annotation, molecular function: endopeptidase inhibitor activity; protein binding. The record is from RefSeq and is a predicted model, not a curated record. Lineage: Eukaryota; Metazoa; Chordata; Actinopteri; Perciformes; Bathydraconidae. The coding region runs from base 151 to 5118 and encodes 1655 amino acids.